Durusdinium trenchii is the source of this 5796-nucleotide messenger RNA. The record is from the annotation of a GenBank genome assembly. NCBI's taxonomy places the organism in Eukaryota, Dinophyceae, Suessiales, Symbiodiniaceae.
AGCCAUUUUUCACGUGGAUCAAGUUCACGCGGCCUGUUAUGGCAAGAUUGUUGCGCGGUCAUGGAGUUCUUCUUUGGCGGCUGUGAUUCCUCAUGUCGGGCUGUGACACCACGAAUAUUCGUUGACAGGAACAUGCCAGAUCUCUGGCAAGUGGUUUGCAGCAGUGCGGUGCAAUUUGCCAACAAUGUGGCGUAUGUGGAUGCGGAUGGACCUUGCACUUAUGCGCAAGUUCUAGCCAAGGUGAAACGCUUGAGUGCUUCGCUUUCUGUGAUACUGAAGGAGAACGCGGGGGAGGAAGAGCUAAGCUUCUCCGUCCUCCUGCCCAACUGUCCGACCCACGUGGACCUCUUUUUCGCAGCAGCUGCAACGCGUGCAAAGGUGGUGUGUUUAAAUCAUCGCUUGACCACAGAAGAGCUGCAAGUUCUUUUCGAGCGGGGCCACAGUCCCUUGCUGAUUGCAAGUGAAGGCUUUUCAAUGGGACUGGGAGAGGUGCACUGGGCCAGCACAAAAAUUCACGUCAUCGCAUGGGUGUUUGACAUUCCAGAUGACUUCUCAGACCCCAUGGUGAAGUCUCACUCCUUGGCGGAUUUGUAUGCUUCGGAGAGUACCUUUCAGCCACCACCCCUUGCGGAGGACACCGGGCUGCAGGGCUUCUUUACCUCUGGCAGUACCGGCACACCAAAAAGUGUCACGCACACUCACAAGAAUGUGUACCAUCAUACUUUGAGUACUAUUGAGGCACUAAAAAUAAAAGCAGAUGAUGAUGACUGCUGGGGUCAUUUUGGUCCCCUCUUUCAUUGCGGCACACCAGCCUUCAUUUGGAUUUGUGCUAUGGUUGGAGCACGACAGGUUUUUCAUGAGAACCAAUUCCAGUUCAUGGAGGUUGCAGAAGUGAUGCAGAGCGAGAAUGUGACGAUGGUGAAGCUAAUGCCCACAAUCUUGAAAUACUUGUUGAGUGCCGAGAAGACACGUACCAUGAAGUUUCCGAAGCUGAAAUGGGUUCUUACUGGAGGGAUGAAGCCCACAGCAGACGUCAUUGAAAAAACCAAGGAGACCUUUGCCUGUGAGUUCAUCCAGGGCUAUGGCAUGACUGAGGCCACUGUGCACUGUUCCUUCAAGAACGAGUCACUGGAGCCAACAGAAGAUGGUAUGACAGUCCUUCCAGGCCUCGACUUGGUGAUUUUGAACGAAGCAGACGAGGAAGUGGCUGAUGGUACCGUGGGUGAGAUUUCGAUCCGUGGCCCCACGGUGUUUGCUGGGUAUGACUACAAUUCGUCCUUGAACGAGGAGGUUUUCACGGCCAGCGGCUAUUUUCGCAGUGGGGACCUGGGAUACAAGAACAACAAGAAGCAGCUCUAUAUCAGUGGGCGAUCCAAGGACAUGAUCAUUGUGGGCGGCGAAAACGUGUUUGCCAUGGAGGUGGAAAUGGUCGUUUCCAGGUUGCACGGCAUCUAUCGUGUUGCUGUGUUUGGAGGACCAGAUGAUGCCCUGGGAGAGGUUGUGCACUGUGCAGUAAUGCUCACGGAAGCCGGACCUCUGAAUGGCAUGCAUGAUGAAGACAUAGAACAGAUGAUUCACAAGAGGUGUUCUGAAGCCUUGGCUGCCUUCAAAGUCCCAGUGGCAGUCCAUGUUUGGAGGCAACAUGCCUUUCCUAUGACGGGCUCUGGAAAACUCAAGAAAGAUGAGAUCCGAGAAAAGUCCUUAGAGAUGAGCCAUGUACAGACCAAAACACAGAAACAUUUUGCGACGAAGGAGGCAGCUGUGGUUGGUGCUGUGGCCUCUGUGUUGGGUCGAGCAAUCACAGCUGAUGACUUUGACACCCCUUUCAUGGACCUGAAUAUGGCCUCAAUGGAGUUUACCCGGGUCAUCAACCUCUUGGGAGGCAUGUUGCGCGGCGGAGAGCUUUCUCCGACACUGCUCUUCGAGAAUGACAAUUUGACUGAUCUGAUCAAGCAUAUUGAGUCGAGAGAAGAUCUAGUUCUGGUUACCAGUGAAGAGGAUUCUCCGAAGCAGAGCCUAAAGGAAAUUGCCAGGAUCCACGACAGACGCGCAAACGGGUGGAGUCAGUUCAAUCCACUGUGCCUAAUACUACAGCUGAUUUUGCUCCUUGUUCGGCCAGUGGUUCUUAUGGUGCCAGUACUUUUUGCAGCUUGGAUAGGUUGGCUUUGGUAUGCAAAUCACUUCUUUUGCACCGAUUGCUACUGGACCUUGAUCUUUCUCCCUCUCGUGUGGCCUGUGAGUGUCCUGCUGCUGAUGCUUGUAGUGGUGAUUCUGAAGUGGCUGAUUUUGGGGUGCUGUACACCGAGCACGAUCCUCAUGUGGUCGCCACAAUACCACGUGUGGCUUUGCAUGUACAACCUCUUUCAGUCCAUUGACCCGUUCUUGGCAAUGUUCCGAGGAACACCUAUUCUGACAUUUUUUUACAAUCGAUGUGGUGCCCAUAUCACCUAUUCCUCAGAGCUACAUACUUCCAAUCUCACGGAUUUGGACAUGAUUCGAAUCCAUGGAGACUGUCUGAUCGAUCGAGCAUGCAACAUCCAACCAAGCCACAUUGUCUCAGACAAGCGUGGGUAUGUCCUUCUGGGGAAGAUCAAGAUCAACAAGGGGUGCUUCGUCGGCUAUGGUGCUACUAUCGAGCCACACGUAACAUUGGAGAAGGGGUCAUUUGUACGGCCAUUGAAGAGUGUCAGCGUUGCACACUCGGUACACCCUCUGCCAGAAGGCAGAGAGAGUCCAAAACCUGGUCGAAUGAUGCCCUGGCUGGCAGUUUUGCAAGCAGCAGUAUUGUAUUACUUGGCUGGCCUCUUCGUGGUGAUCUCUGUGGCCGCGGGUGUGGCCAUCAUGUACAACGUGCCGUCUCACCGUUCUCACAUUACACUACUGCUCCCACUGUCACUGACCCAAGGCGUGACCGGGGUGACAAUUCCCUUUGUAACGGCAGACCUGGAAACGGACUAUGUUUGGUGGACUUUGCUUCCUCUCGUGGUGUUCUUGGUGAUCCCUCAUGCGUAUUUCCUGUCCGUGGUUCUUGCCAAGCACCUGAUCGUUGGCUAUGCUCAGCCGGGAAGCGAGCGGAGAAGCCGCAACUGGAAGACAUGGCUGUACGUUGUUCUCAUUGACUGUCCACUUUUUCGCAUGGCGACCCAGUUCACAGUGAUGAGCCAUUUGACCAAAUGGCAAUUUAAGCUGCUGGGAUGCAAAAUUGGCGAUCGGGCAUAUUUCUGUGCACCCUUCAUCCGCGAUCCAGAACUGGUGGAAAUUGGCGACAACUGUAUCGUUGCAGGCAACGUUGCUAUGCUUACCACAAGCUUAGACGAGCCCUAUGCCAACCCCAUAAGGCUCAAGAACAAAGCAAUUGUGGCGAACACAGUGGUUCUGCAUUGCGGUUGCGAUGUGCUGGAGGAAAGUAUUGUGGGCGAUGGUGUCAGCAUGCCGCCUGACAAGGUGCUUACGGAAUGCAUGGUUGCGGUCCGCGACAACUCAGAUACGUUGCCCUAUAUCAUGAUGAAACGGCAGAGCAUCUCGCAAGUGUCCCCUGCCACAACGUGCAGCUAUACAUACUAUCAGGUUUUGCUGAUCUUAUUGCAGCUGGUCCUGGUUGUAGGCACUCAUAUUCCAGGAUACCUCGCAGCAGGAUUGCUGCUGAAUAGUGUGGAAGGAGCUCUCCCAAGCGAAGUUGGCACCUGGCCCUUCCUUCCCGUCAUGUUUCUCUUGACCAUGACGUCCAAGAUUUUGCUGAUACCGGUCUUCAAGUGGGCCGUGGCAUGCAAGUUCAGCCCAAGAGAGAUACACCUCUUCGGUUUUCGCUACGUCAUAUGGAUCGCCUUGGAGGCGGUGCUCUUCGAUGCCGAUCAACUCUUCCUACAGAGCUUGUGCGGCACUAGCUUCAUCUCUGCUUGGUAUUGGCUCAUGGGAGCAAAGAUUGGCCGAAAUGUUUGCAUCAUGGGGCAAUCAGUUGGAUGUGAGUAUGACCUCAAGCACCUCGCAAGUGGCACCGUAGUAAACCACGCCUCCUUGCUGUUCUCUCAUUCCGUCGAGAGAGGCACCUUGAUCUUCAGACAUACCUACCUUGGGGCCUCCUCGGAGAUGGGCAUCAACUGUGUGGCCGAAGCUGGUGCUCGGCUGGCUGCGGAAAGCAAUCUCAUGUCUGGUCAGGUGGCGCACAACAUUGCGGAGAAGGUCGCUGACGGUUCGAAGCCUACCUUUAAGCGUCAACAGUCCUACACUUUCAAGCCAAAGGCAGGUUUUGCGGAGGUCAGUUCUUCGUUGCAGCGUGGCAUCAAGGAGAUGAGGAAUUUCCGCACCAACGAGCGAGCGUUGGACAUCCGCCGGGAAUUCUCCAAGGGCCAUGAGAGCUACACGGUGAGUAAAUCCAUCCGUGAACAUGGUGCCGUAGCAGCCAAGAAGAAUCGCUUGCAUGAACUUUGCAUGAACUUGGACGACUUUGAGCGGGUUGCAAGAGAUGUCAUGGACAAUGGGGGCUUCGGAUACUACAUGGGGGGCGCCACGGAUGAGUGGACCUUGAAGGAGAACCGCUCUGCCUUCGAGAAGUACCGCAUCAUCCCAAGGGUGCUGGUUCCUGUCACAUCGGUUGACAUGCGCUGCUCUUUCUUCGGGAUUGACCUGCGCUUCCCGGUGAUGAUUGCACCAUCCGCCAUGCAUGGCCAGGCCCAUGAGGACGGUGAGAAAGCCACUGCUCGCGCUGCGGUUCGUGCUGGGUCGGCUUUCACCCUCUCCUCUCUGGGAUCCAUGUCCAUGGAGGAUGUGGCUGGAGCAGUACCAACAGACCAUCAGGGCAAGCCCAAAGGCUUGAUCUUCCAGCUCUAUGUUUUCAAGCGACGGGACAUCACAGAGGCCAUCGUCAAGAAGGCAGAGGCUCUUGGCUACCGAGCCCUUUGCCUCACGGUCGAUGCACCUAUCACAGGACGGCGAGAACGAGACCUGCGAAGUGGCUUCACGGUGUCUGAUGCUAUGGGGCAGCUGCCAAAUAUCCAGAUGUUGGGCAAUGUGGUGAAUCAGCAGCUGGUGGAGUUUGAGGCCCAGAAGGACCUCACACUGGACUGGUCUAUCAUUACCUGGCUGAAAUCUAUUUGCAACCUGCCAGUCAUUGCCAAGGGAAUCCUCCAUCCUGCGGAUGCUCGGUGUGCCAUCAAAGCUGGGGCAGCAGCCAUUGUGAUCUCGAACCACGGAGGUCGCCAGCUGGAUAGUACACCUGCCACCAUUGAUGUGUUGCCUGCCAUUGCAGCAGAAGUCCGGGGAGAGAUCCCCAUUUUCCUGGACGGUGGCAUUCGACGUGGCACGGACGUGUUCAAAGCCCUGGGGUUUGGAGCGAACGCAGUGAUGAUGGCACGUCCUGCAGUUUUUGCAUUGGCCGUCGGUGGAGAACACGGAGUGUCACGAAUGUUGCGUUUGCUCUACGAUGAGUUGGAGUGCACCUUUAAGUUGGCUGGGUGCAAAAACAUCUCAGAAGUGCCUUCUCGCAUGUUGUCGUCGGUGCUGGCGGCAUCAAGUGCUUUGAACGCGGUGUGAUGGGAGAAACCGGUGAGGCAAACGCAAUCCUGUCGUGGGAGAGGAAUUGAAUGACAAGUAAGGAGCCAGGAACAGACUUGAACGGGUUGUUUGAGUUGUUUCGAUUUGUUUCACUUGGCCGACAUGAUCUUGCACAACGUAUCCGAUCAUGACUUUUCAUAGAGCAUUUUUUGUGGAGCUAUCUGACAAAGUCAGGCUGCUUUGUUUUCAUAUUUACCUUCAACGCUCGUGGGGGACUCUGCCGCAACGAAUGUGGGACUCCUGUUG